Molecule: messenger RNA, 2721 nt
Organism: Momordica charantia (bitter melon)
Lineage: Eukaryota; Viridiplantae; Streptophyta; Magnoliopsida; Cucurbitales; Cucurbitaceae
Source: RefSeq, a predicted model, not a curated record
UAGAAAAAUAAGAAAAGGCAGUGUCAGAAAAGGGAGCCAAAAUGGGCCGGCCAGCCCACAACUCUCCGACGAAUCGGUUGUGUUUCCGAGACAAUAAGCUAUAUAUUUGAUUUCCCGAUUCCAUUGUCGUUAUUUGAGUGUUCCUUUUUUCAGAAAAAAAAAAGAAAAAAGAAAAAAGAUGAAGGUUCUCCACCGGGCUAUGCUGGAGCCGUAGCACACAGAGAUCCAUUCUCAAUUCUCAUUUUCCUUUCAUCUUUUUUUCUUUUUCCCUUUUUCUUCUUUUUGUCUUCAGGAAAAUUUCUCCCCUCCAAUCGGAGUGCAGAGAUACAGCGAGCAGAGAGAGACAGGAGCUUCGGUGGUCACUGUCACCAGGAGCCAUGGCUUUUCAGCGGCGGCGCAACCACUAUUAUCAUCGCUUUAGAUUCUUGAUCCCAUUCAUUUCGGCCACUUUCGGUGCCCUCCUUCUCUUCUUUGCACUUCUCUCCUUUCUCGCUCCUACUCCCAUUGAUUCCGAUCAUCCCCGCCGCAUUCUUCCGGUUAAGUUCGAUGCUGCUUCCGACGAGGCGAUUGAAGUUUCGCAUUUUCGUGUUCCGCGCAAUGGAGCGAGAUCCGGUCGUGAUCUUUGGACUUCCAGAAAUGCGAAGUUCUACUCUGGAUGUAGUAAUGCUAGCAACAAGUUCCAGAAAGUUAAUGUUAUUACGCAUCCGAAUCGUUACUUGGUGAUAGCUACCAGUGGAGGUUUAAAUCAACAAAGAACUGGGAUAACAGAUGCAGUAGUUGCAGCACGCAUAUUAAAUGCUACUCUUGUUGUGCCUAAGCUUGAUCAGAAGUCCUUUUGGAAGGAUUCCAGCAACUUUUCAGAGAUCUUCAAUGUUGAUUGGUUUGUAUCAUUCCUGUCAAAAGAUGUUAAAAUCAUUAAUCAGCUACCAAAGAGGGGUGGCAAAACAUGGAAUACACACUCAAUGCGCGUCCCCAGGAAGUGUAGUGAAAGAUGUUAUCAGAACCGUGUAUUGCCUGUUCUUUUGAAAAGGCAUGCUAUUCAGCUAUCCAAGUUUGAUUACAGACUAGCAAAUAAGUUGGAGACAGAUUUACAGAAACUGAGAUGUAGAGUUAACUACCAUGCUUUGAAAUUCACAGACCCAAUACAGAAGAUGGGUGAAAAAUUGGUCCAUCGAAUGCGAGCAAGGAGCAAGCAUUACAUUACUUUGCACCUCAGGUUUGAGCCAGAUAUGCUAGCAUUCUCAGGUUGCUAUUAUGGUGGAGGUGAAAAGGAAAGGAGAGAACUUGGGGCAAUUCGAAGGCGAUGGAAAACAUUACACCAGGCAAGCAAUCCUGAUAAGGAAAGGAGGCAUGGAAAAUGCCCACUGACUCCAGAAGAGGUCGGUUUGAUGCUAAGAGCACUGGGAUAUGGCCAGGAUGUCCAUAUCUAUGUGGCAUCUGGAGAAGUAUAUGGAGGGGAAGAAACACUUGCCCCUUUGAAAGCACUUUUUCCCAAUUUCCAUUCAAAAGAGACCAUAGCUUCCAAGGAGGAAUUGGAGUCAUUUUCUUCAUAUUCCUCUCGCAUGGCUGCACUUGAUUUCAUUGUCUGCGAUGAGAGUGAUGUUUUUGUCACCAAUCUGAUGAAUAACUUUCCAAAAUUUCAAUUCUAUUGCAGAAGGUACUUCGGACACAAGCCUACCAUUCGUCCAAAUGCCAAAAAACUCUAUAGGUUGUUCUUGAACAGAAACAACAUGACAUGGGGAGCAUUUUCCUCUAAAGUUAGAACUUAUCAGAGAGGCUUCAUGGGGGAGCCAAAUGAGGUGAGGCCAGGCAGGGGUGAAUUUCAUGAAAACCCAUCGGCUUGUAUAUGUGAAGAUGCUAAGCCUCAUGUAAAGUCUGAUCCAGCACCCAGAAAGUAUGGGAAGAGUGAUAUUACACCAAGGAGAGACGAAACCACGACAGUAGAUGAACCAAACAAUGAUUACGAACCAGAAUGGCCCGACUUGGAUGAAGAGGAGGAACAAGUUGAUUUUCAAGAUAAAGGACCAUUCAACACAACGGGAUUGGAUUAUGAUGCAAUGAAUUCUGAGGAACCUGAAUUGGAAGAGAUGCUAUCAGACUAAACAAAGCUCUAUACCGAUCCUUUCUCAUGUUAGUACUUCGCUAACCCUUCUUUCAUAGAGAAGCUUUGCACCCCCAACCUAGAAACGAACUGAGAGUGAGAUCCCAACAGAACAUAUUUCAGACAACAGGACCUGUUGAUUUUGGUGCGUGUGUCAUCCUGUAUAUAAUGCCCCAUCAAGAGCCAAGAAAAUGUCUCCUUGUUUUGGACAAUCAUAUAACGGCCGCGGCUUUUAACAGUCAGAUCUUGUAUCAACAGUUUGAGCAUCUCAAAAAGUGGUAUAGUGGGCUUUUGCAAGCAUGUUUGGGGGCUAAGAAGGGAGUGCAGGAACCAGAGAAAUGCUUCGUCAGAUUCUUGAGGUAGGGCUCUCAAACCUUGCCUGAAAAUAUUUAUUCAGUGUGGUUCAUAUUCUUAACUGAUUUUGCCUAGUGAAUUUGGUGAUUAGGUUUUGCAUUUUCUUUAUUUGUAGGGAUGGAUUCUAGUUGAAUACACCAUCACCUUUAAAAAAAAAAAAAGGAAACGAAACCCAUCUUUCAAUUAUUGCAUUCUGGUCCCUUGGAUUUGCAGACUUUUCUUGUUGUUUUGAUGUCUCGAAUUAAUGCGAUUAAUAGUUAAAAGUA